Molecule: messenger RNA, 3938 nt
Organism: Sycon ciliatum
Lineage: Eukaryota; Metazoa; Porifera; Calcarea; Leucosolenida; Sycettidae
Product: cold-inducible RNA-binding protein B-like
Exons: 8
Coding region: 935-1684 (249 amino acids)
Cellular component (GO): nucleus
Molecular function (GO): protein binding; RNA binding
Source: RefSeq, a predicted model, not a curated record
AAACAAAUUGUACAAUUUAUAAUAAUAAUAAUAACUUUAUUAGGAUGACCCAAAGGCUGACCGCCUAUCGAUAUAUCGUGGGGUCCGUCGCAUUGAAUUAUAAUAGUUGAAGAUUCAUUACUGUAGACUGUGUGGGUGGAGGGAGAUAAUUUUCAAAGAACUGAUCAACAGUUUGGAAAAGCUGUCAAAGGACCUUCCUAUGUGAAGCGAAAAAAGAAGAAAGUGAGAAGGGGAGAUAAAGGAACAAAAGAAGUGAAGUGAGUGCAUGUGUACAUGUAUCAAGAACAGUGGAAGAAAGCAAGUACUAGUGUGCCAAAGGGCAGAAUACAUACGGAUAUUCCUGCGGGAUUUGUUUGCAGAAAUCACGGGGCUACCGCUCUCGCAUGCACAUAGCCAUAGGAAGUCAAUUCCAAACGAGCAGACAGUGAAAUAACGUUUGCUCACUAGAGUGGGACCCGCCUUGUGUGCAGGAUCCACAUGUGUAAAAAGUAAAGCUGCAGUCUCGUGUCUGUGUGUAGCCCGACAACUUAUCGCCUCCAGGGCCAUCCUGGCAAUCCAGGGCACUGCACCCGAGAGUGCCACAAUCUGCAAAACAAAGCGUGCACCCAGUGCCAGCACUAGACGCUGCAGGCGCAGCUUCCUGACAGAAACAGGCAAUGCAGAGCAGUACGAGCAGUCUAAGUAGCCAGAGGGUAUCGUGAUUGGAACAAACAGUGCAAGGGCAUCGGAAGGUAUUUCAGGAGUGUACGGUCAGCCAUUAUACUUUUAUAGGUGCCAUUCCGGCCGGGGCUCUCCCCCGAAAACUUCAAAUUGUUUAGCCGUAAUCAGCGCACUUUAUUAAUCCAUGGGUGCAUGUGACAAGAAGUGGUACGUACAGUCGAUACCGUAGUGAUCGUAGCGUGCCCGACGCCAUUGCAGUGCAUGGGUCCCGCGGAUGCAUGCAUGGAGAUUGUACCAUCAGGGUAUCAGAGUUCGAUGUAGUGCAGGAUCGUUGGCCUCUCGACUUUAUGUUGGUGGCUUAGCAUGGAAGACAAGUGAGGGUAAGUUGUCCCCUAGGCUGGCAUGGAAGACAAGUGAGGCGGAGAUAAAACACUACUUCUCUACUUUCGGUGACGUCGUUGAUAUUCGGAUCAUCACCGACCGAGAGACGGGCUUCUCUCGCGGCUUUGGAUUCAUCACAUUUGAGUCGCGUGACAUUGCGGAGAGGUGCAAGAAAUGGUGCUCUUCACACAGCCCGAUGCUGGGAGAUCGUCCCAUACAUGUCGAAUAUGCAGAGAGGCACUCAGACAGGCAACAGAGACAUAAGCCCAGUGCAAGGGAGAACACCAGCAUGAGUGCCAGUACCAGUGCCAGCACAGCAGCAAGCAACCCGGCGGAUAGUCAACACAGCGACGCAGAUGGAGCUGGCAAGGGAUCUUCUAGUGCCGGCACAUGGCUCUCCGUUGACAAAUGCCACUGGCAAUUCAAGUGGAGCAAGUCGGCGGAGGACGUUCAUGGACCGUACCCAUCUGCACACAUCCAGGCAUGGGUGACUGCGAAAUACUUCACAGCAGAUGUUGUGGUGCGUCAGGUGGAUGCGUACGAGUACAACGACUUCGUGCGUCAAAACUCCACGGUCGGCCCGGAGGAUCUAUCCGGCGAGUUUGUGGCAAUAGGCGAGGUGGACCUUUCAAUGUUCCCGUGACACUGACAAUCCAGGAGAAAGACUGGCUACCAACGAGAAGUACUCUGGCAUCAUGUCGGGACCGGUGAUUGACAGUGUUGCCCGUCUUGAUCAGUAAGCAUUAACAGUGUGAACUAGAGGUGGACAAACACCGCCACUGUGCUGCUUGCUUUGCGGAAUGCAACCUGCCUGUGAUGAGUGUAUCCAGAAUGCAACCUGCCUGUGAUGAGUGUAUCCAGAAUGCAACCUGCCGGUGAUGAGUGUAUCCAGAAUGCAACCUGCCGGUGAUGAGUGUAUCCAGAAUGCAACCUGCCGGUGAUGAGUGUAUCCAGAAUGCAACCUGCCUGUGAUGAGUGUAUCCGUGAAAGUGCCUGUAUCUCACUACGCCAUCACUGCAACUUUCCGGCUGACUGGGGGCCGGGACAAGACUCACACUGGAUCAUACUCCAGUCAGCGCUACCAACCAGCAACGUGCUACUGACCUGUUUGCUUGUGUCUAGUGUGACACACAACGCACACAGCGUGGUAUUGUGUAUGACUGUUGGAACAGGGCACUGAGUUGCGGGCUGCCACUGCACGUUCUGCUGGUCAAGUCAUGUCACUGACGUUUUUGAUUCUUCACAUGUCCUGGGAUAUGCCUGGAAUCCAGCUGGCAAGGCUGGCCAUACCUGCUGGCGCUAACCUAUUUCAAAGCAUGUCUUUGACGCAGCAGAUGCAGCCCGAGUGCCAGCCGCAAAGAUGAGAGUAUCCCUCUGCGGUGACAGUGUUUCCACCAGUGUUUCCACCAUUGUCUACAAGCAUUCUGAUGUACACAGGAACGUGUGCGCUCCCACACGGGCAAGUUUCUUUUUCCUGCCGUUGGUUCCUCAGUUCAGAAAGCCAGCAGAGCCUGCGGAGACAGCGUAGCACUUGGGGCCUCAGUGUAGAAGUAUGCAUGGCCCCCGGUAUUUUGACUGUUUUCUGGCUGCCAAUGAGUGUGCUUUCAUCACCUCUGACGUUGUCUUAGUCCAGAUACUGAUAGUGUCACUGACAUCAGAGUGUCCAGUAGUGUCCAGUAGUGACCAUGGAAAGCAAUCAAAACAAGUCUGUUGUCAUGAUUACAUGUUAGCAAAUUCAAUUAUAUAACUUCAUUACUCGUAAGUUGUUCUUUAGUCUAGAGGCGGUGUGGCGUUCAUCAACACAUCAGCACAUCAUGUAACAGUUCAAUUAGGUCACAAUCUUUUUUCAAAAUUUAUCACAAUUAUUAUCAGAAACAGAACACAAGUUGUCUAGUCACUGUGAGCUUUGGUUUGAUUCAUAUCCAGUGGUGCGGGUGCAUUCAUGAAGAGUAUAGUUCUGCACAGCUCACACCUGCCAGGACACUACCACUGGCUAGCUAGCCAGCUAUCUUGGUAUGAUGGUCUGCACAGCUCACACCUGCCAGGACACUACCACUGGCUAGCUAGCCAGCUAUCUUGGUAUGAUGUUCUGCAUGCUCACACCUGCCAGGACACUACCACUGGCUAGCUAGCCAGCUAUCAGCUAUCUUGGUAUGAUGAUCUGCAUCACUACCACUGGCUAGCUAGCCAGCUAUCUUGGUAUGAUGUUCAGCUAUCUAGGUAUGGAUGCUGCAUGCUGGGCACAGGCUGCACGCGAGUCCGCGACACAAAUGGCACGUCGAUCUCAACUUCUUCCGUGCCAGUUUCAAAUUUGCCGUCCACCUCCUGCGAAGUCAGGUGCAGAACGGAGGAGUCCAGGGAUGGCAGCAGAUUCUGUUUCCCGUAAGCUCUGACACUGGCAAUCUUCUUUGGUGCUGGUUUCGCUGCAGGUCCUGGUUUUGCUGACGGCGCGGGGAAGAUGAGCUCCGACGUGUCAAUAUCGUCGCGGUAUGUUACCUGGAGGGCCGGUGGACUCAUGCGAAUUGCCUGGUAGCGUCGCUUCAUGGGAGAGAACUGUAUGGCAGAAGAACACGAAUCGCACUCUCUUUCUAUUUUGCAAGUUUUUUCCGCACAUGCUGCGACUGCACCUUACUUAGUCCACCCCACCCCCUCUCAAUCUUGCACAUGAGACAAGCUAGCCUGUAUACACAACAGCACUGUACUUGUUUCCACUCCCCCAACGGGAUACAUACGUCUGAUGACUCUUAUCAGAGUUCCACUACUGUAUCAGCGUAACAUGCUUUCGCCAGCCCCCUCAUGACACCUAUUUGUAACAAGUACAGUAGGUAUCGGUUAUAGCGUGGGUGUUUGAAAAACGACUUUCUAUUCUUAUUUCCGAUAUUUCUUACACACGAUAA